Abrus precatorius (Indian licorice) is the source of this 561-nucleotide messenger RNA. RefSeq names its product protein LIGHT-DEPENDENT SHORT HYPOCOTYLS 4-like. Gene Ontology annotation, cellular component: nucleus. Gene Ontology annotation, biological process: mRNA transcription; response to light stimulus. The coding region runs from base 1 to 561 and encodes 186 amino acids. The record is from RefSeq and is a predicted model, not a curated record. The transcript has a single exon. Lineage: Eukaryota; Viridiplantae; Streptophyta; Magnoliopsida; Fabales; Fabaceae.
AUGGAUUUGGUCUCGGAUUCAACAAACCCAAGCUACAAGAUUGAGAGUCCAGUGACUCCAAACGCGAAUCUAACAAUAGCAAACACAGGCAUGUCAUCUCCUUCUUCAGCGAGCAACAGUGGAGGCACUCCAAGCAGGUACGAGAACCAAAAGCGGAGAGACUGGAACACGUUCAUCCAGUACCUGAGGAACCACCGUCCACCACUCUCUUUGGCCCUGUGCAGUGGUGCGCACGUGCUGGAAUUCCUUCACUACCUUGACCAGUUCGGGAAGACCAAAGUACAUAACCACCCUUGCCCUUUCUUCGGCCUCCCAAACCCUCCUGCCCCAUGCCCCUGCCCUCUCCGCCAGGCAUGGGGUAGCCUCGACGCGCUCAUCGGUCGUCUACGCGCCGCCUAUGAAGAAAACGGUGGCAGACCCGAAACCAACCCUUUUGGUGCUCGAGCGGUGAGGAUUUACUUGCGAGAUGUUCGUGAUUUUCAGGCAAAGGCUAGAGGUGUUAGCUAUGAAAAGAAGAGGAAGAGGCCAAAGCCAAAGAUCACUACCACUAAUGCUACUUAG